AUGGGAAACAUGAUGAGCAUGGGGAGCAGUCCGGCCGCGGCAGCAGACGACGCCAGCGUGCUGGACCUCUACGUCGCUCGGCUGUCGGACGCCGAGAUCGAGCGCUACACGGACGGCUAUCGCCGCAUCUGCCGCGUGCAAGCCAGCAGCUCCUCGUCCAGCGCGCACCCGUCCUUUCUGCACGGCGCAAGCGAUCCGAACAACAGCAGCAGCAGCGGUAGCAGUAGCACUGCACCACGAGACGCCGCUGCACAUACCGAAGCCAGCAACAAGGCGCCUCUGCUAGGGAAGAAGCUGUUCCGAAACAAGGUGCUGGGCGCGUUCACGAUGAUCCCGUACUCGCUUUCCGACCGUCUGUUUGAAGUGCUCGACACGGAACGCUCGGGACAGCUCAGUCUCAAGAACGUGCUCAGUGGCUUGGCGUGGCUCAAACACGGCACAACGGACGAGCGUGUGCAGCUGCUGUUCAUCAUUUACGACCUCGAGCGGGUUGGAGAGGUCUCGCGCGACGUGUUGGACCGGUUCAUGGACGUCAUUUACGGCCGCGAGCGGGCGCGACGGUACUCGACGGUCGAGUUUCUCGACCGCGUCAUGGACGGUCGAGCUGCUCUGAAUUUCCACGAGUUCCGGCGGAUUGUCCGCGAAAAGGACGGACUCGGCGACGCUUUGCUGGUCAAGUGGCUGACUGUGCUGGCUGCUAAAAUUGGCGCUACAGACGAUCCCGAGAUCGUGGCGCUCGAGCAGACGUAUGAUCCCGUGUUUUUGCGGCAACGCAUUGCGCGAACAACUGCGUUCUCGCUGGCAGAAGUUGCGGCGCUGGAAGCACAUUGCUACAAGACAUUUGAAGCAAAAGGAGGGGCGAGUUUGAGGAUACCGAGUCGGCAAUUUGUAGACGUGCUGAGUGCCAAUGGACUGUUUCCGAAGGAAGUGCUUGAGCGAUUUGGGACCUGCACAGCCAUGCCAAACGUUGUGCAGUUUGAAGAGUUGUGUCGAUUCCUGUCGGAUUUCUGUCGAGGGGUUUUGGACAACGAUAAGGUGCACCAUCUUUUUCGUCUUUAUAGUGAUCGGAGCACGACGAGAGAGAGAGUGGACUUUGGCGCUGUGAAGGAACUUAUCCAUGUGGGUGUGAGCUGCGAUACGAGUUGCUCGAAUGUUGAGGUGAAACGAGAAGAAGAACGACAGCUCCAAGAGGUUUCAGCAUCGCCGACAGUGGAGGCGGGAUGGGACCAAGAAGCAUUUACAAGUUGGGCAAUCGAUGCAGUCGCGGUACGGCGGCUGCUCCAUCAGCUGGCGUUUGCAGCGUGCGUGCUAUUUGAUCUGAAGCCAGAGGCAGCCGCUGUCGAAGGCCGAAUUGUGGAGUGGCACUGGCGAGAAGCUACGCACAGCUUUGGCAUCGGACAAAUCUGGAACUUGCUGGGAGCCGAGUGGUGGCGAAAGUGGUGUGACUACGCUGACAUGGAUCCGAGAAACGGGAGCCCGUACGGUUCAUUACCUGUACCGUCGAUCCCGCCUAACGUUGUUGUAGAAGCUGCCAAGAAUAUUCGGGGCAAUAUUGCAUUACGGGUCACCAGCUCCAAGAAAAGCGUUGAUAGCAGUCGCCCACCCCGACCUGGACCAAUCACUAAUUGGAGUCUUCUCAUGCAGAGCGGAUGCCGAAGGCUGAAGCAGAAUUUGGUGUUGGCGCGUGACUUUUACAUGGUUCCGUCGUCAGUUUAUACCGUUUUGCUCUCGUGGUACAGUGGGGGACCUGACUUGGCACGCUCUACCAUAAAGGUUCCCACAAGUACGGAACUCGAGCUUCAAGUCGAGUUAUUUCCGUUAGUGCUACGUAUUGCCCGCGUGGAUUCUACGAACGGAAGUGUGAUUCGAUCAGGAGAAGAGGUUUUGCUUAGCGAUUUGAGCACACCAUCCAGCCUUCUCGAGGCCACCUGCCGCGCUCUGCUUUUGGCAAAGCUAGUGGACAAAGCACGAUUGUGGUACUUUAACGAGAAAUCACCAGAACGCAAGAUACGCUUGCGCGACGAGUGCUCACAGGAGCUGAAAAAGCUGACGCAAGACAGUGUUUUCCUGCUCGAGAUCCAAGAGGACGAUGGAUCGUGGCCACUUUCCGAAGCCGAUGACGUGAUCAUAUCUUCGUCUUCCGACACCAGUGGCCGUCGAUCAACGAAAAAGAAUGGAAACGGUCGAACAAGUGAAAACGAUGCAGGGGCUGUUUUGCGGAAACGACAACGAGAGCACCGGCCAUCGUCACGCACGUCUGAUAUAUGUUCCCGCGGCAACUUGGGAGAGGUGCUGGCUCAGCGUGGACCUGAGAGUGAUGUGGAUUCUCCGACAGUAGAAGUGGAUCCCGUGCCCGUGUCUUCUGUCGUAAAGAAACGUUUUUCGGAGGACGCGUUCAAAGGUCCGGGUUUGGUUGGUCUCGACAACCUUGGCAACACGUGCUACAUGAGUAGCGCUUUGCAGUGUUUGAGCCACACGCGGCUGCUGGUUGAGUACUUUAAGAACGAGGCGUAUCUCAACGACAUUAAUCUACGAAAUCGUGAUGGCACGAAUGGAAAAUUGACUGCAGCAUUUGGUGAAUUGCUCCGAGUUCUUUGGAGUCCCGACCGCAAACGUUUUGCUCCAAACGAGUUUAAAAAAGUGCUUGCAAAGUGCAGCCCGCAGUUUGCGGGUUCGAAUCAGCACGAUUCGCAAGAACUGCUUGCGUGCUUGUUGAGCAGCCUUAGUGAAGAUCUAAAUCGUGUGGUGAAGAAAACUUACACCGAGCAGCCCGAUAGCGACGGGCGGCUGGAUGCUUUGGUGGCAGAAGAGUGGUGGCAGAACCACCAGAGACGUGAGCUGUCCGUGAUUGUCGCACUAUUUACUGGCCAGUAUAAGAGUAUGUUGCAGUGCUCAAUUUGCCGGUACGAGUCGGCCCGAUUCGAGCCAUUUACUUUCCUGCAGCUGUCACUACCCGAAAGCAACUUGCGGUCAAUUGUGCUGACGAUAUUCUUCCGGACUGAUCGCGUGCCAUUGCGCUUUUCGGUGCGAGUGCAAAAAGGUGGUACAGUCCAACAGAUAAAAGAGCAGGUCGCUGCGUUUUUGACGAAAGCAGAUGACAAAGCUUUGGUCUCUGAUGUUGUGGACGAUCAACUAAGCAGCGCAGCUGUAUCUGAUGGCGGCGGCAGGUGGAAAAAUGUGGUCAUCGCGCGGACCUCAAAUUUGCGUAUUGUGGAAUCGCUUUUGGAUGAUAAGCUACCACUGACACAGAUUCGUGAGAAAGACGAGUUGAGUGCGUUUGAACUUGAUCCCGAUAGCGACUUGUUUGCUCCACAAGAUGUUGCCGGAUCCACAUGUGCCUUGGGCAACUUGGCGAAUGAUGCUAUCGACCCAGCAACGCGUGUGAACGAAUUAAGUGUCGUAGAAGCAGCGAAGGGCACUUCCGAAGGCUUAACGAAGGAGAACACCGAAGAACUUGACAAUGAGGGUUUCACCUACGGAUCCGUAUUUGCGAAUGCGAGUGGAGAAGAUCGAAGUGUAGCUGACGACGUGGGCGAUAAGCAAGAAGAUGAGCUGUUGCCCUCAGGAACCUCUGUCUACGUUUGCGUUGACAAAACGAAGGCUGCAGUGGCAGCGCGCGUGACUGGGAGCAGUGCAAAGUCGGGCACAGUCAAUGUCGCGUAUCCCUCAGGCGCUCGACGGUAUCACAUUCCGUAUUCGAAAGUGAUUGAACGUGGUCAAAACGAUGCAUUUGUAUAUCUGGUGCAUCGCUGCGUCGAUCGGUCGAGUGACAGUUUUACAAAUGCGCAUACCACGCGACUGUUUGGCGCGCCAUUGGUCAUUCGCGUAUCUCUCCGAUCAACGACGGCCUACAAGCUCUAUCUGCUUGUCUGGAAUCGUUUGCGGCGAAUAUUUAAUUGGCACCAACCCCCGCUCCCGUCCGAUAUUACAGCCGAUAAGCACGGUCAGAAGCGAGUUCGAACAGACGCGUCUAUUUUGGCCCUCGGAAAGCACCUUCCUUUAACAAAGUUUGGAUUUUGCUUGCGGCUUGUCACGUCGCAUGGAACAGGGUGCUCUCGCUGUGAGUGGAUUGACGGGUGUUUGGGAUGUGUGCUGUUGCCGUCUUCGCAGACAUUAGUUCCGCUUGCAGCCGAGGAAACGGUGGCUAUCGAUUGGGACAUCCGUACCCUCAAGAAGGAAUACGACCCGAUUCAAGCAAGUAAAAUAGAUUGUGAUGCGUCCGUUCAGCGGCAUCAGCGACAAGACAAUCAGCCUCUUAAUCUGGCACACUGUAUGGAGAUGUUUACAGCGAAGGAAACUAUUCCCGAGGCUUAUUGUGGCCACUGCAAGACCUUGCGGCCUGCUACGAAGAAGAUGGAUUUAUGGCGUCUACCGCCAUUGCUUGUCAUUCAACUGAAGCGCUUUUGUUUUACUCAAGUAUCACGACGAAAGUUGCACCACCUCGUGGACUUUCCGCUGAAAGGCUUGCAGUUUGGCGAAUACGUCGCCCAAAAGCGUGAUCCAUGCAGUCGAUUGGCAGGCCUCGAAUAUUGGUUGUUUUUGGGUGGCAAGCUCAAGGCAGGAGUAGACACCGAGAAUUUUAAGAUCUCACCGGUCGGUGGAAGCUUAACGCAAGCACGAUCGGUGUCCCCAAGGCGAUUGUCGUCGUCGGUACUUGAUGCCCCCGCUGCUGCAACGGCUGCAGUACGUGGGGACGACAGGUUUCUCUACGACUUGUAUGCUGUUGUAAAUCAUGUGGGUGCUUUGGGAGGAGGACACUACUUUGCUUACGUGCUAAGCGAUCACGACGGAAAGUGGAAAUGCUUCAAUGACCAUCAAUGUAAGGACAUUGACGAGAAGGAGGUUGUGUCUUCGAUGGCGUACAUUUUAUUUUACCGCCGCCGGGACACGGCUCACUUGUCAAUCGAGCAACUCUUUCCGCCUUUACCGAAAGCCACGUCGGAGAAUGGACCAACUACCGGCGAGGAGGCUGCAAGCAAUAAAGCACAGGUGGAGGAGUUGCUACGACGGUCGAAGUUGACUGCUUCGGACAAUGUGAGCAAUUGCAUUCUUAGUUGA
This is a messenger RNA of Hyaloperonospora brassicae, 5058 nucleotides long. NCBI's taxonomy places the organism in Eukaryota, Oomycota, Peronosporomycetes, Peronosporales, Peronosporaceae. The record is from the annotation of a GenBank genome assembly.